UGCCAGAGAGGGUCGCGCGAGACUUUUUAUUUAAUCAUUACUCAUGACUUAAUUUUUUCCUUUUCCAUUCGCGCCUUGUGGUCGCAGCUCUCCUUCCUUCGGAGCUGGCGGGGAUAGGAUGCAACAAGACCGAGAGGCCGUGGAAACAAGCGAUCCUGCUGGAGCUCCCCAAAGCUCCGUGUGCCGAAAGUGGAGUUACUCACUGGCACCCUCGCGCUAGCAGGGAAUUGGAAAAAGGGAAAAAGGAAAAAAAAAAAAAAUGUAAUAAGGCCUCCCAGGAGUGACGCUGUUCACCUCCCCAGUCUGGUUUUUGUUUUGACUGCUGCUUUGUUUGCUUGACCUCUGUCUCCUCUUUUGUUUUCUCUUUUUGCACAGAAUAAGGGUAAUGGUCAUUACCAAGAUACUCUCGGAUUCCAUGUUGAGGCUAUGCCUAUGAUAUAGCUCGAUCCCUCAAAGCUUUCAUCGUCAUCAUGAGGUGUCUUGCUGAGAACGCUGGUACCACCACUCAUGCCUCCCGAAGUCAUCCAGCGAUGGAGCCGAUCAUUCUUUUUGGACUGAUCACCGCCUCCAAUGCCUGGAACUUUAUUUCCUCUUCCAUUCAAAAAAUGUUAUUUUUCUUUUCCAUUCUAUUAUCCACUUACACUUUUCUCGGGAUCUUUUCGCCUGUCAGCCAAUCCCUCCCUUCCAUCUUACUUCCUUUCCAACAUCAUCCCUACUACUCAAUCCGUAUACUUCUCUUACUACUUGUAGCAAAGCCUCCUGGGAUCACGAGCUCUCAGCCUCUGACUCACGAUGCAUCUUGCUGGGGUAUGAACCUUCUUCAGAAUCAAAGCUUAUUGUGUGGGAAAUGGAACUACUUAAUAAUGGGAACAAGAGAAGUGCAUGUUGUCUCUUUAAAUCAUAUGAACCAAUUUCCAACAGAGCCGAAGAGGGGCACGAAAAAAAAGAGCCUAGGGAAAGGGUAUUUUCAAAGGAAAAAGAGGAAAGUAAAAAGAAAUUUACUCCUCUUGGCAGAGUUGGGUUCUCGGAAGCCCGGAGCGACCGGGAGAGAUACUCGACUUCCAGGUCACGGUGCGCUGACGCGCCAUGAGAAAUGACCUCAUCCCAAGGUACCGGACUUUUAGCGUAUGGCCUAGAGCGCACCAGUG
Messenger RNA from Aspergillus costaricaensis CBS 115574, 1148 nucleotides. RefSeq lists its product as uncharacterized. The transcript has a single exon. The record is from RefSeq and is a predicted model, not a curated record. The coding region runs from base 471 to 1097 and encodes 208 amino acids. NCBI's taxonomy places the organism in Eukaryota, Fungi, Ascomycota, Eurotiomycetes, Eurotiales, Aspergillaceae.